This is a messenger RNA of Phasianus colchicus (ring-necked pheasant), 4434 nucleotides long. NCBI's taxonomy places the organism in Eukaryota, Metazoa, Chordata, Aves, Galliformes, Phasianidae. The record is from RefSeq and is a predicted model, not a curated record.
AUGGAUGGGCAGGACCCAGCCCUGGGCUGUGAGCCUUUCACCUGGGAAGUGCAGGCCAACAACAGAGCCCACCACGAGCAGCUCAGGAAGAAAUCUGCCUUCUGUUUCAGCAAGAAGAAAUACGCGGGCAAUGCCAUUAAGACAGCCAAGUACAACGUCCUGACCUUCCUCCCGCUGAACCUCUACGAGCAGUUCCACCGCAUGGCCAACGUCUACUUUGUCUUCGUCAUCCUCCUGCAGACCUUUCCUGAGAUCUCCACGCUGCCCUGGUACACUCUGCUCUUCCCCCUGAGCUGCCUUCUCACCAUCCGUGCCCUACGGGACCUGAUGGAUGACAUUGGCCGACACCAAAGUGACAGAAACAUCAACAGCAGGCCCUGCGAGAUCCUGUCUGGGGAGAGCUUCCGCUGGCAGAAAUGGCGCGAUGUCUGCGUUGGGGACAUCGUCCGCCUGCACAAGGACAGCCUCGUCCCAGCUGACAUGCUCCUGCUGUGCAGCUCAGAGCCCAGCAGCCUCUGCUACGUGGAGACCUCUGACAUCGAUGGAGAAACAAACCUGAAGUUCAGACAAGCCCUCCUGGUCACCCACCAGGAGCUGACAAGUGAGGAGAGCUUGGCUGCCUUUGAUGGGAGAGUGACCUGUGAGGAGCCCAACAGCCGCCUGCACAGCUUCACUGGUGUGCUGCAGUGGAGAGGCGAGACGCACGCGCUGGAUGGCGAAAGGAUUCUGCUGCGGGGCUGCAAACUCCGCAACACCGAGACGUGUUGUGGCUUGGUUAUCUAUGCAGGAUUUGAUUCCAAAAUUAUGAGGAACUGUGGAAAGAUCAAGAGGAAGAAAACCAAGCUGGAUCGCAUGAUGGACCACCUGGUGGUCAUAAUCUUUCUGGUGCUGCUGGCCACGUCGCUGUGCCUCGCCAUUGCCUCAGGGUUCUGGGCCAAGAUGUUCCAAGAGAAACACAGCUACCUCGCUGCUCUCUAUAAGCACACGACUCCUGCCAAGCAGGCUUUCUUCAGCUUCUGGGGCUUCACCAUUCUCCUGAGCGUCAUCAUACCCAUGUCCAUGUAUAUCACGUUUGAAUUCAUCUACCUGGUGAACAGCUUUUUUAUCAACUGGGAUUUGGAGAUGUAUUAUGCUGUCAAGGACAUCCCAGCGAAAGCCAGGAGCACCAGCCUCAACGACCAGCUUGGCCAGGUGGAGUACAUCUUCUCAGACAAGACGGGCACCUUGACGCAGAACAUCAUGAGCUUCAAGAAGUGCUGUGUCAACGGGACCAUCUACGGUAACUUUUGGUGGUGGCAAGGAUUCUGCCAUGGGGAGAAGAUGUUGGACUCCAACAACGUGGGGCUGCGGGAAGCGGUGCAACAAAACAACGAUCCGGUGCUGCGGGAGUUCCUGCGGCUGUUGGCCCUCUGCCACACCGUCAUGGUGGAGGAGAGGGGAGACCAACUGGUUUACCAGGCGGCUUCUCCAGAUGAGGAAGCACUGGUGCUGGCAGCCAGGAGCUUGGGCUACGUCUUCCUGUCCCGAACGCAGGACAGCAUCACCAUCAGCGAGAUGGGGGUGAAGAGGACAUUCCAAGUGCUGGCCAUGCUGGACUUCAACAGCGAUCGCAAGAGGAUGUCGGUGUUGGUGAGGGACCCACAGGGCACGAUCCGGCUCUACACCAAAGGCGCUGACACUGUGAUCCUGGAGAGGCUGCGGGGUCGGGGACCCAACCAGGACUUCACCGAGAGGGCUCUGGAUCACUUUGCAGAGGAGACCCUGAGGACGUUAUGCCUGGCCAGCAAGGAGCUGAGCGAGGCGGAGUACGACGAGUGGAGCAGGAGGCACCGCGUGGCCAACAUCCUGCUGCAGGGCCGGGCGUGUGAGCUGGACAGGCUGUACGAGGAGAUGGAGCAGGACCUGGAGCUGCUUGGGGUCACGGCCAUUGAGGACAAGUUGCAAGAAGGGGUCCCUGAGACCAUCCAGCUGCUGAAACUGGGCAACAUCAAAGUGUGGGUGCUGACGGGAGACAAACAAGAAACAGCAAUGAAUGUUGGCUAUGCAUGCAAGCUGCUCUCAGAUGACAUGGAGAUCCUGGAGGAGAAGGAAGUGAGCGAGAUCCUCGAGGCUUACUGGGCAAGAAACAACAUCAGUGGCAGUGACUGUGUCUCACAGCAGCGCCCGGAGCCUUUGUGCCACAAGAAGAGAGCUCUUGUCAUCAGUGGGGACUUUGUGGUAAGGAGGUUAGUGGGGCUGGUUCUGCCCCAAGGCAUUGGAUGGCACCAGGAGGUACCCCAAAAUGGGUGGCAAAAGCCACAGGAGCCCUGUUUUGGGAUGGGGAACGAAUUGGUCUGCUGGGGGCUCGUGCUCUUCUUCAAGAAAGGUGUAGAUGUGCCCCCAUCCCUCUUGACCAGCCCUGGUGUGAGGUUCCAACCACGUGUGCUCUCCCCUAAGGACACAAUCCUCCAGACAGGAGAGGUGCUGCAGAAGAAGGGACAGCUGUGGCAGCAGCUGGCUUGCCAUGGGACCACAGACCCCCAGGAGCAGGGCAGUCUGGUGGAGAAGGCCUUUGUGGACCUGGCCACCAGCUGCCAGGCCGUCAUCUGCUGCAGGGUCACCCCCAAGCAGAAAGCUCUCAUCGUGCAGCUGGUGAAGAAGCACAAGAAAGCCACCACGCUGGCCAUUGGGGAUGGAGCCAAUGAUGUCAACAUGAUCAAAACUGCUGACAUCGGGGUGGGCAUCAGCGGGCUGGAGGGCGUGCAAGCCGUGCAGUGCAGCGACUACGCCCUGGCACAGUUCUGCUACCUGCAGCGCCUGCUGCUCGUCCACGGCCGCUGGGGUUACCUCCGCAUCUGCAAGUUCCUCCGCUACUUCUUCUACAAGACCUUUGCUGGCCUCAUGACCCAGAUCUGGUUUGCUUUUCAUAGUGGAUUCACGGCCCAGCCUCUCUAUGAAGGCUGGUUCCUUGCUCUCUACAACGUUUUCUACACCGCCUACCCUGUGCUUUCUGUGGGUCUUCUGGAGCAGGACGUGAGUGCCAAGAAGAGCCUGCGGUUCCCUGAGCUCUACACCAUUGGGCAGCAGGACGAGCUCUUCAAUUAUCGUAUUUUCAGCGUGACGCUCCUGCAUGGUGUCAGCACAUCGCUCACCAGCUUCUACAUCGCGCUCUGGGCCUUUGAGGACCACGUUGGCAGCAGGACUGUGGGGGAUUACGAGUCCUUCUCCGUCACGGUGGCCACCUCGGCUUUGCUGUCGGUCCUGGUGGAGAUCAUCCUGGACACCAAGUUCUGGACAGCGUUGUCUUUCCUGAUGGUCACAGCCAGCUUGCUGCUCUUCUGCCUCUUCUCCUUCCUGACCCAGAGCAUUGAUGCCUUCAGGAUCGCUCCUGCUGUCUUCCGUUUUCCAGAUGCCGCCCAGAACGCUCUGACCGACCCUUACAUCCUGCUGGUGAUCCUGCUGUCCCUGGUGGUGAACACCAUCCCCUCGCUCACCAUCUGCUCAUACAACGCCAUCACAGGCAACACCAGCAUCCAGCAGAACAUCUGCUGGAAGGCCAGACGGGAGCCGGAGCCCUCGGUGGAGCUACGCACCCACGUCCCCCGUGGUUCCUUCCACCGCCGUUCCAGCUACGCCUUCUCCCAUCAGGAGGGCUAUGCUGGCCUCAUCACCCGUGGGGAGAGCCUGCGCACCAAGGGCACCCACAGCACCACCAAGGGCACCCACAGCACCACUAAGGGCACCCACAGCACCACCAAGGGCACCCACAUCUCCAACAGCACCACUAAAGGCACGCACAUCUCCAAUAGCCCCCACAGCACCACCAAGGCCACCCACAGCACCACCAACAGCACCCAGAGCACCACCAAGGGCACCCUCAGCACCAAGGGCACCCAGAGCAUCACCAAAGGCACCAACAGCACCCACAGCACCACCAACAGCACCCAGAGCAUCACCAAGGGCACCCACAUCUCCAACAGCACCACUAAGAGCACUCACAUCUCCAACAGCACCCAGAGCACCACCAACAGCACCCACAGCACCACCAAGGGCACCCACAUCUCCAACAGCACCCACAGCACCAACAGCACCCACAGCACCACCAGCACCCAGAGCACCACCAACAGCACCCACAACACCAACAGCACCACCAAAGACACCCACAUCUCCAACAGCACCCACAGCACCACCAAGGGCACCAACAGCACCAAGGGCACCCACAUCAACAGCACCCACAGCACCAUUAAGGGCACCCACAGCACCAAGGACACCCACAGCACCACCAAGGGCACCAACAGCACCCACAUCUCCAACAGCACCCACAGCACCAAGGGCACCCACACCAUCACGACGCCCACACCACCAACGUCACCUGUGCCACCACAGCACUCCAUCCCCAAGGGACAGCCCCAACUUCGCCCUCCCCCUGUAGCUGCCCUGACCACGUCCUGCUGA